This is a messenger RNA of Mesorhabditis spiculigera, 1623 nucleotides long. The record is from the annotation of a GenBank genome assembly. NCBI's taxonomy places the organism in Eukaryota, Metazoa, Nematoda, Chromadorea, Rhabditida, Rhabditidae.
AUGAGCGAGGCAAAGGUGCGCAAAGCGUUCGAAAAGACUGAUGCGCUUCGUCCUUUCAUCACGAAAACUUGUGAAGAAAUCAAGCGGCUUGACGAGAGGGCAGAUGAAUUGAUGAAGGAAGCGCAUACGCGGCUUGCUGAUUUUACGUCGAAUGUCACGAGUCUAUCCCAGGACCAGCGAACUAAGACUUACAAAGAACUGAUGGCGCUCUUGAACGAAGGCAAAAAGCUCCACGCCAAGAAAUUUGCGCUAGCCGAGAAGCAGUAUGAUACAGUCGAUGAAAAUAUAACCUUUCUCGACAAUGCUUGGGCGAGUUUCGUUGAAGAACAUCGGGUCGUGAAGCAAGACGCCGAAGAGCACACAGACGACAAGAAACGAAAAUCUACGAGCGGCCGCAAGGAUAAGCAGGCGGGUACGGCAGCACAAUCUUUCGUCUCGCAGCCGGCAGUCGAAUAUGCGAACAUGCCGGUAGAUCCGAACGAACCAAGGUAUUGUUCUUGCAAUCAGGUGUCUUAUGGCGAAAUGGUGAUGUGCGAGAACAAAUCGUGCAAAACGGAAUGGUUCCACUUCCAAUGCGUUGGACUGACUGAGCCGCCAGAUCAAAAGAAGUUGAACAGACGAAUCGAGGAGCAGAUACGGAAAGACCAAAGCAUGUCCCUCCGGAUCAUCAAGUUAUUGUUGCUAGGUGCCGGCGAGAGCGGGAAGAGCACAAUUCUGAAGCAGAUGCGCAUCUUGCACAAAGACGGCUUCUCCCAACAGGAUCUCGAGAUGAUACGGCCCGUGGUUUUUAGUAACUGCAUUCACUCGAUGCUCAGCAUCCUCCGCGCCAUGUUCCACCUGCAGAUCGAGUACGGCGAGCCGGAGCGAGUGCGCGACAGUCAGCUCGUCUUCGCCACGGUGCACGCCAACAAGGAGGAGCUGACCGAGGAGCUCGCCGCGGCGAUGCAACGAUUAUGGGCCGACUCCGGGGUUCGCGAGUGCUACCGGCGCAGCAACGAGUACCAGAUUGACGACUCGGCCAAGUAUUUCCUCGACAAUCUGCCCCGGCUAUCGGCGCCAAACUACGUGCCAACGGAGCAAGAUCUCCUCCGGACCCGCAUCAAAACGACCGGCAUCACCGAGGUGCUCUUCGAGCUGAAGGGGCUCACGUUUAGGGUCAUCGACGUUGGCGGACAGCGAUCAGAACGAAAAAAGUGGAUUCACUGCUUUGACAACGUGAACGCCAUCAUUUUCAUCUCGUCAUUAUCUGAAUAUGAUCAGACGUUACGCGAGGACAAUUGCACGAACCGGAUGCAAGAAUCGUUGAAGCUGUUCGACUCGAUUUGCAACAGCCCUUGGUUCGCCGACAUUCACUUUAUUCUAUUCCUGAACAAAAAGGACCUGUUCGCCGAAAAGAUCCAGCGAUCGCCGCUGACGAUCUGUUUCCCGGAAUACAAGGGCCAACAAAACCAAACCGAGUGCAUCAACUACAUCCAGUGGAAGUUCGAACAGCUGAACCGCUCCUCGCAACGCGAGAUCUACUGCCAUCACACAUGCGCCACCGACACGAACAAUGUGCAGUUUGUGCUCGACGCCUGUCUCGACAUGAUCAUCGCCAAGAACCUGAAGAGUAUGGGGUUGUGC